Messenger RNA from Mycena citricolor, 372 nucleotides. Lineage: Eukaryota; Fungi; Basidiomycota; Agaricomycetes; Agaricales; Mycenaceae. The record is from the annotation of a GenBank genome assembly.
CGGCGACCCAUGACGACCGCGCGUUUCCAUCCCCACAUACACCGCGAAUUUCGUACAUUCACAUAAGCAACAACAGCAUGUGGGCUUCUCGCGAUGGCGCAUCAGAUCCACCAAUUAUCUCGUCGAGUUCACGCCUGACCACGCUCUCCAUCCAGAUUCGUAGGAGGCCUCGAGAGAUUCAGUCCCAACAGUCGCGGGCGAAGGCCUGGCUCUUCCAAGUCCCCGAUCCUGUGGCCCGUCCGGGACUGGCAUUGACAGACGCCUUGCACAAUGCUAAUUUGCCGAAGCUUAGUACUCAAAUCUUACUAGCAUUAGAGCUCUUCAUUCGGGUGGCGAAAAGAUUUGUCAUAUUUCCCACAAUGUAAUCUUGGG